This is a messenger RNA of Closterium sp. NIES-67, 1550 nucleotides long. NCBI's taxonomy places the organism in Eukaryota, Viridiplantae, Streptophyta, Zygnematophyceae, Desmidiales, Closteriaceae. The record is from the annotation of a GenBank genome assembly.
CUUCACUCCAUACAUCUUGUGAAUCAGAAAGCCAGUUUCAGCUGAGCUUGCUCUCUGCAGACGGACAGCGAGAUAAGUCGACGGUAGACUCGUUUGGUUAGUAGACCAAGGACGGAGCGCAGCGGGUGUGGGUGCCGCGUCUCCUGCCUUUGGCGUUGCUUCUUGUCGUCCAGGCGAUUCUUCGUUAUACGCAUUCGAGAUACCUCGUUCCAGCGUCGGAUUGCGAAGGCGGCGAGCGGCGAUGGAGGCGGAUCCGAUAGAAGCGGCAGCCGCGGCGGUGUCGGUGGAGGAGCAGCGGAAGCAGCAGGCGCUCGUCGACUACCGCAAGAAGCUGCUGCAGCUGAGAGAGCUCGAAGCCCGAGUUAAAACGCUGCGGGAGAACCUCAAGGGCGCGCGGAAGGACUACGACAAGACGGAGGACGACCUCAAGGCGCUGCAGAGCGUCGGGCAGAUCAUCGGGGAGGUGCUAAGGCAACUGGACGAGGAGCGACUGAUCGUGAAAGCCAGCAGCGGGCCGCGGUACGUGGUGGGGUGUCGCAGCAAGGUGGACAAGAGCAAGCUCACAGCCGGCACGCGAGUGGCGCUCGACAUGACCACGCUCACCAUCAUGCGCGCGCUGCCGCGAGAGGUUGACCCCCUUGUGUACAACAUGCUUCAUGAAGAUCCCGGCAAUGUCAGCUACUCUGCCAUCGGCGGGCUGGGCGACCAGAUCCGCGAGCUGCGGGAGUCCAUCGAGCUGCCGCUCAUGAACCCCGAGCUCUUCCUGCGCGUGGGCAUCAAGCCGCCCAAGGGCGUGCUGCUCUACGGCCCGCCUGGCACGGGCAAGACCCUGCUGGCACGAGCAAUCGCCAGCAAUAUUGACGCAAACUUCCUCAAGGUCGUGUCGAGCGCCAUAGUCGACAAGUACAUCGGAGAAAGUGCUCGUCUCAUUCGCGAGAUGUUCAACUAUGCGCGCGACCACCAGCCGUGCAUCAUCUUCAUGGACGAGAUCGACGCCAUUGGCGGGCGGCGCUUCAGCGAGGGCACAAGUGCUGACAGAGAGAUCCAACGCACGCUCAUGGAGCUGCUCAACCAAUUGGACGGCUUCGAUCAGCUCGGACGGGUGAAAAUGAUCAUGGCCACCAACCGGCCGGACGUGCUUGACCCUGCUCUGCUGCGCCCAGGUCGUCUGGACCGCAAGAUUGAGAUCCCGCUGCCCAAUGAGCAGGGGCGCAUCGAGGUGCUCAAGAUCCACGCGCUGGGCAUCACCAAGCAUGGAGAGAUCGACUACGAGGCCAUCGUCAAGCUCGCCGAGGGUUUCAAUGGUGCUGAUUUGCGCAAUGUCUGCACAGAGGCAGGAAUGUUCGCCAUUAGAGAUGAUCGUGACUACGUCGUCCAUGAAGAUUUUAUGAAGGCGGUGCGCAAGAUCACUGAUGCCAAGAAACUGGAGUCAAGCGCUUCUUAUUCUGCAGACUUUGGAAAGGACUAAUCUGUAUCUUGGCUGUAAUAAACAACAUAAUUUGUUGCCCAUUCGACAUGGAAGCGUAGCUACAUAAAUGCAUCGAGGGUGU